AUGUAUUCCACCGGAGACUGGAGAGAUGAGUUUUCCACCGACGAAGAUGUUCAGCCACCGCGGCCGAAAAAGCGCACGGCGCAGGUGUCCUCCCUGCCCUUCAGCGUGGAGGCGCUCAUGUCGGACAGGAGACCGCUGAAUACGCUGGACCGACAGAAGGGAAAUGACGCUUUGAAUGACGAUCAGACGAAAAGACCGGUUGAGUUUUCCCAACAAUUAAUAUCCAUCAAAUCCGAACCGUCGGAACAAGAGGACAGUGCGUCUUGGAUAUCCCGCCCCAUGAAGAUGUCCACACCACCCCGGCAGCUCAGUCCAGCAGCCUGCUCCCUGAGGAAACACAAAACCAACCGCAAGCCUCGCACUCCCUUCACCACCACGCAGCUCCUGGCCCUGGAGAGGAAGUUUCGUCAGAAACAGUACCUGUCCAUCGCCGAGCGGGCCGAGUUCUCCUCCUCCCUGUCACUGUCUGAGACUCAGGUCAAGAUCUGGUUCCAAAACCGACGAGCUAAGGCCAAGAGGCUCCAGGAGGCCGAGGUGGAGAAACUCAAAAUAGCAGCUGUUGUUGGACCCAAGACUGUAUUGCACCCAGGCUUCUCGUCCUUAAGUUUCCCCCUCAGUGUUGACCUGCAGGCUGGUUCAGCAGCACUCUACGGACUGGGCUGCUCAUACGGCCGCAGCCCCAUUCUCCCCGCCGCACAUCUGGCCAUGUACGCCUCACAGGUCGGCUACAGCCUGUUCCACCUCUCCUGAGAGGAAGCAGCAUUAUACAAACAAAGUGCUGUGGAUCUGGAUGGGUGUGAAAAGGAGUUACGCACCUUAUGAGAGACUUGUCUGCAAAGGAUCUGAGCUUGAGCAGGAGCUUCUUGACCAUUUGAGAAUUUAUAAAUGUCUUUGGACUUUUUGAAAGA
Molecule: messenger RNA, 908 nt
Organism: Seriola dumerili (greater amberjack)
Lineage: Eukaryota; Metazoa; Chordata; Actinopteri; Carangiformes; Carangidae
Product: homeobox protein MSX-2-like
Exons: 2
Coding region: 1-750 (249 amino acids)
Biological process (GO): regulation of transcription by RNA polymerase II; embryonic morphogenesis
Cellular component (GO): nucleus
Molecular function (GO): RNA polymerase II transcription regulatory region sequence-specific DNA binding; DNA-binding transcription factor activity, RNA polymerase II-specific
Source: RefSeq, a predicted model, not a curated record